AUGUUGUCUGGAUCAGGUGUAUUGUCUUACUCCGACGCACCAUCACGUCAAGGUGGUAGUUUGGCACCAGGUGCUCCUAUAGGAGUACCGCCAGGCCAGACGGAUCCGUCUCAAGCGGGUGGUGGAGCACAACAACAAGGUGCCAUAACGUCAAGUGGAAGUGGAUUACCAGUGCUUUCCGGUGGAGUUCAGUUCCAGUGUCCUCGUAGGCCUAAUCAUGGUCUUGAAGGGCGUUCGAUACUGCUUCGAGCAAACCAUUUCGCAGUGCGCAUGCCUGGCGGGACAAUUCAGCAUUACCAUGUUGAUGUUUCACCUGAUAAAUGUCCUCGUCGAGUGAACCGGGAAAUCAUCCUUUGCAUGAUACGCUCGUUUGGAAAAUACUUCAGUUCGAGUAGGCCUGUUUAUGAUGGGAAAAGAAACAUGUAUACACGCGAACCGCUGCCAAUUGGUAGGGAGAAAAUGGAGUUUGAGGUGACUCUUCCUGGAGAUUCAGCAGUGGAGCGUCAAUUCACCGUCACUGUUAAGUGGGCUGGACAAGUUUCGUUAUCAACAUUGGAAGAUGCUAUGGAGGGCCGUGUGCGCCAGGUUCCAUUUGAAGCCGUCCAGGCGAUGGAUGUGAUUCUCAGACAUCUUCCCAGUCUUAAAUACACACCUGUGGGUCGUUCAUUCUUUUCUCCACCGGCGCAACAACAUGGGCAGUACCAUAUGGAAAGUAAAUUAGGUGGAGGUCGCGAAGUCUGGUUCGGUUUUCAUCAAUCUGUUCGGCCCUCGCAGUGGAAAAUGAUGCUAAAUAUUGAUGUGUCUGCUACUGCGUUCUAUCGGUCUAUGCCAGUAAUAGAAUUUGUGGCUGAAGUUUUAGAAUUACCAGUUCAGGCACUCACAGAACGUCGCGCUUUAUCGGAUGCUCAACGUGUAAAAUUCACGAAGGAGAUUCGCGGACUUAAAAUUGAAAUCACCCAUUGUGGUCAGAUGCGGCGUAAAUAUCGCGUUUGCAACGUUACGAGGAGACCUGCUCAAACCCAGACCUUCCCUCUACAACUGGAAACAGGUCAAACAAUAGAGUGCACUGUGGCGAAAUAUUUUUAUGACAAAUAUCGUAUUCAACUGAAGUAUCCGCAUCUGCCGUGUCUUCAGGUUGGACAAGAACAAAAGCAUACAUAUCUGCCACCGGAAGUUUGUCACGUAGUACCCGGACAGCGUUGCAUUAAAAAGUUAACUGAUACGCAAACGUCAACGAUGAUCAAGGCUACCGCACGUUCCGCACCCGAACGAGAACGCGAAAUUGCCAGCCUUGUUAGGAAGGCUGAGUUUUCUGCAGAUCCAUUCGCUCAUGAGUUCGGUAUUGCGAUCAACUCAGCUAUGACAGAGGUGAAGGGUCGUGUUUUGUCAGCUCCAAAACUUCAGUAUGGUGGUCGAAAUAAAGCGACCGCUUUACCAAAUCAAGGUGUUUGGGAUAUGCGUGGAAAACAGUUUCACACCGGGAUUGAUGUCAAGGUUUGGGCGAUAGCCUGUUUUGCGCAGCAACAGCAUGUAAAAGAGAACGAUUUGCGCAACUUUACUGCUCAAUUGCAACGUAUCUCAAACGACGCCGGUAUGCCUAUAGUAGGUCAGCCAUUUUCAGUUAAACCUUGUAAUUAUGGAGUUUUUAAAUUAAAGUUCGCAUAUUGUAUUCUCCUUGUUGUCGUUAUUCUACCGGGUAAAACCCCAGUAUACGCCGAGGUAAAGCGAGUUGGAGACACCGUAUUGGGGAUUGCUACACAAUGCGUGCAGGCGAAAAACGUCAUCAAAACUACGCCACAGACCCUGUCGAAUCUUUGCUUGAAGAUGAAUGUGAAACUGGGAGGAGUAAACAGCAUUUUGCUCCCUGCAGUACGCCCUCGGAUUUUCAACGAACCUGUGAUCUUCUUUGGUUGUGAUAUUACACAUCCUCCUGCCGGUGAUUCUCGUAAGCCAUCAAUUGCAGCUGUUGUUGCCAGUAUGGAUGCACACCCUAGCAGGUAUGCAGCCACUGUUCGAGUGCAACAACACCGUCAGGAGAUCAUCUCUGAUCUUACUUAUAUGGUUAGAGAGCUGUUAGUACAGUUCUAUCGCAACACACGGUUUAAACCCACGCGUAUCGUUGUAUACAGGGAUGGAGUGUCAGAAGGGCAAUUUUUCAACGUUCUGCAAUACGAGCUGCGUGCUAUGCGUGAAGCUUGCAUGAUGCUAGAGAGUGGAUAUCAACCCGGAAUCACUUUCAUUGCCGUGCAAAAACGACAUCAUACACGACUUUUUGCCGUUGAUAAAAAGGAUCAAGUUGGCAAGGCUUUCAACAUUCCUCCGGGAACAACAGUUGAUGUAGGUAUUACACAUCCAACAGAAUUCGAUUUCUAUCUUUGCUCGCAUGCUGGUAUCCAAGGAACGUCGCGACCGUCUCAUUACCAUGUUUUGUGGGAUGAUAAUGAACUAACAGCUGACGAACUGCAGCAGCUUACAUACCAAAUGUGCCACACAUACGUGCGUUGCACACGUUCUGUCUCGAUCCCUGCGCCAGCGUACUAUGCCCAUUUGGUUGCUUUUCGAGCUCGUUACCAUCUUGUAGACCGGGAACACGACUCAGGUGAAGGUAGUCAACCAUCGGGCACUUCAGAAGACACUACACUGUCAAACAUGGCCAGGGCCGUGCAGGUGCAUCCGGAUGCAAACAACGUUAUGUAUUUUGCGUAA
This is a messenger RNA of Angiostrongylus costaricensis, 2706 nucleotides long. Lineage: Eukaryota; Metazoa; Nematoda; Chromadorea; Rhabditida; Metastrongylidae. The record is from the annotation of a GenBank genome assembly.